Molecule: messenger RNA, 7219 nt
Organism: Pristis pectinata (smalltooth sawfish)
Lineage: Eukaryota; Metazoa; Chordata; Chondrichthyes; Rhinopristiformes; Pristidae
Product: kinetochore scaffold 1-like
Exons: 27
Coding region: 1-6594 (2197 amino acids)
Biological process (GO): cell division; protein localization to kinetochore; attachment of spindle microtubules to kinetochore
Cellular component (GO): nucleus
Source: RefSeq, a predicted model, not a curated record
AUGUGGCCUCCUUCUACAUCAGCAAGGCCAAGUGUAGACCAGGCAACCAUUUCAUGGAAAGCGAAUUCAGGGGAAAAUCUGCACAGAUCAACGAGACGGGCCGACCGCCCAGCGACGCACACGCAUGCGCAGCUAUCCGACCGGCGGCCAGUCCCCGAGGCGCAGACGCAGCUGGCUGCCGUCAACCCCCUCAACACGCAUGCGCAACCAACGGAAAGGCGGUUGAAUUUAAAUUCUGACCGUGAAGCGACGCGGGUUGAUUGGUGGGCGGAGGCGGUGGCCUUGGUCUGUGUUGUUUUUGUUGGGGGUUCGGCCUCGGCUAGUGUUCAGGUUUCAACCAUGGAUGAAAAUUGCUCUGUAUUUCCAGAGGCUAAUGCUGAAGUUAUAGAAGGGAAAUGCAAAAGGAGACAGUCGGGAAUUUUAAAAGCUUCCAGGAGUCCACUUAGAACUCUGAAAGAAACUGAUAUCAGCCAAAAGAUGGAGCCAGUGGGUAAACUUCGCAGGAGUUCUCGAAGAGUCAGUUUUGCAGAUACUAAAGAAGUUAAGGAGUUUGUGACAGAUAAAAUGAUAAUGCAAGUUGAUGUGGAAAAUGAUGAAAAUAUUUGCAUGUUAGAGUGCAGACAAAACAUGGAGAUUCAUAAUUCAAGAAUAAACAGCGAAAAGGAAAAUCACCAGGAAGAGUUGGGAAGAGAUGUGAUGCAACAAAAACAUUUCAGGAUUGCUGGUAUGGAUGCACUGCUUCAUGCACCUCUCCGAACUCCUCUGCAACAAUUAGAGUCCAGUGAACCUAUUGAAACUGUCAGUACACGUCAAAUCUUCCCCAUCUCUGGGCUUGAAGUGCGAAGGGAAAGUGAAGAAACAGUCACGGCUUCUGAAUCGGAACUUGCAUCUGGAUUUCAGAAAAAAAUUGACUUCAAAUCCUUCUUGGCUGAACUUGAUUCUACAAAACUAGCAUAUAGUAAUUCCAGUCAUGACGCAGGUGAUAGUUCUAUCAGACAAAAUACAGUUCCCAAACAUCAAAAGACAAUUGAUUUUAAAUCAUUCUUAAAUAGCAUAAAACACACUGAGGCAGAUGAGAAUAAGAUGAUGUUCAUGCCCUCCAUCUUUGAGAAACAGGUAUUUAAACAGGCAGACUUGGGUGUUACUUCAAAUUGUGAAGCUACAGAAAUGACAAAUAACUCAGUGUUCCAAAACCAUACUAUCAACAAUUUAGAUGCAAAUAAAACUAUAUUGUUUCUGGACCAUGAUAAUGAUAUGGAAAUCACCAGAAGCCAUACUGUUAGUAUUAACAAUUUUGCCUUGGUGAAAUCCGACCAUCUUCAUACAGUAAAGGAACUUAAUAACACACAGAAACUAGGCAAUAGAGGAUCACUUAAUUCUUCCCUUCCUCAAGACAAGGCUGUUGUAUUUCCUGGAGAAGAUUGUAUUGCUGUGACAGGAAGUGUUACUGUACCUAUUGAUAUCAAGAAGACAGCUCACCCAACAAAUCAAAAUCAACCAACAGUUGUCACAGCUAACAUAAAUGAGAGAUCAAUGUUGCCAUUAUAUACUCAUAAACACACAGUGACAGGUUAUGAAUAUUUAAAAAAAAUUGAGAAGAAUAAGGUAUCGGAUACAACUAAAGUGACCUCUAGAUCUUUGGGUAUUCUUUCAAGCUUUCCUGAUAAAACCCAGGUGUUUUCCAAUGAAAAUGACAUGGAUAUGACUAAAAGCCACACAGUUACAAUUGAUAGUGGAGUUCUAGGGCAAGUGUCAAAUUACACAGUUGGGUCAAGUGCAUCUUCUAUUCACGAUAAGACCAUGGUGUUUUCAGAAGCAAAUGAUAUGGACAUCACACAGAGUCAUACUGUUGCAAUUGAAAGUGACAAUCUAGGACAAAUUUCAAACGAAGCAUUACAGUCAACAAGGAAGAGUUCCAGACUGAAUACUCCUGGAUCUAUACUGACAUUGUUAUCCAAUGAAAAAACAGUAGUAUUUUCAGAGGCAAAUGAUAUGGAUAUAACCAAAAGCCAUAAAGUUACAAUUGACCGUGGAAGUCUUGGGAGAGUGCCAAAUUGCACAGUUGGGUCAAGUGCAUCCUUGCCUAGUGAUAAGACCAUGGUGUUUUCAGAAGCAAAUGAUAUGGACAUCACACAGAGUCAUACUGUUGCAAUUGAAAGUGACAAUCUAGGACAAAUUUCAAAUGAAGCAUUACAAUCAACGAGGAAGAGUUCCAGACUGAGUACUCCUGGAUCUAUACUGGCAUCGAUAUCCAAUGAAAAAACGGUAGUAUUUUCAGAGGCAAAUGAUAUGGAUAUAACUAAAAGCCACACAGUUACAAUUGAGAGUGGGAGUCUUGGGAGAGUGCCAAAUUGCACAGUUGGGUCAAGUACAUCCUUGCCUAGUGAUAAGACCAUGGUGUUUUCAGAAGCAAAUGAUAUGGACAUCACACAGAGUCAUACCGUUGCAAUUGAAAGUGACAAUCUAGGACAAAUUUCAAACAAAGCAUUGCAGUCAACAAGGAAGAGUUCCAGACUGAAUACUCCUGGAUCUAUACCGGCAUUGUUAUCCAGUGAAAAAACGGUAGUAUUUUCAGAGGCAAAUGAUAUGGAUAUAACCAAAAGCCACACAGUUACAAUUGAGAGUGGGAGUCUUGGGAGAGUGCCAAACUGCACAGUUGGGUCAAGUGCAUCCUUGCCUAGUGAUAAAACCAUGGUGUUUUCAGAAGCAAAUGAUAUGGACAUCACACAGAGUCAUACCGUUGCAAUUGAAAGUGACAAUCUAGGACAAAUUUCAAACAAAGCAUUACAGUCAACAAGGAAGAGUUCCAGACUGAAUACUCCUGGAUCUAUACCGGCAUUGUUAUCCAGUGAAAAAACGGUAGUAUUUUCAGAGGCAAAUGAUAUGGAUAUAACCAAAAGCCACACAGUUACAAUUGAGAGUGGGAGUCUUGGGAGAGUGCCAAACUGCACAGUUGGGUCAAGUGCAUCCUUGCCUAGUGAUAAAACCAUGGUGUUUUCAGAAGCAAAUGAUAUGGACAUCACACAGAGUCAUACCGUUGCAAUUGAAAGUGACAAUCUAGGACAAAUUUCAAACAAAGCAUUACAGUCAACAAGGAAGAGUUCCAGACUGAAUACUCCUGGAUCUAUACCGGCAUUGUUAUCCAAUGAAAAAACGGUAGUAUUUUCAGAGGCAAAUGAUAUGGAUAUAACCAAAAGCCACACAGUUACAAUUGAGAGUGGGAAUCUUGGGAGAGUGCCAAAUUGCACAGUUGGGUCAAGUGCAUCCUUGUCUAGUGAUAAGACCAUGAUGUUUUCAGAAAUAAAUGAUAUGGACAUCACACAGAGUCAUACAGUUACAAUUGAGGAUGGAAAUUUUAAGCUGAAUGGCAAUCAUACUUCUGGCUUCCAUAAAAUGACCUCAAGUUGCAGUAAUACUCUGGCAUGUUUUCCCAAUGAGAAGACUAUGAUAUUUUCAAAAGUGAAUGAUAAGGAUAUUGCUCCAAGCCCUACAGUUGCAGUAGACAGAAUGAAUCUUGGGGCAGUUGUAAAUUGUGCAGCUAGUUCCAGUACAUCCUUUCCUGGUGGUGACACUAUGGUAUUCUUUGAAGCAAAUGAUAUGGAUAUGACCAGAAGUCAUACAGUUGCAAUUGAAGGUGGAUGUCUUGGUCCAGCUGUGAAAUUAACAACGUGUUCAGCUGAUUCUUUUCCGAGUGAUAAGACCACAAUAUUUUCAGAAGCAAAUGACAUGGACGUGACCAAAAGCUAUAAAACUGAUAUUGAUAUUGGAAACCUUGGGGCAGUUGCAAAUGGAGCAUUUUGUUGUGCAAAAAUGUCCUCUGAUUUGAAUGCUGUUCAGUCAUCAUUUUCCAUUAAGAAUACCGUGGUUUCCGAACAAGUAGCGGCUGUUACAAAAAAUGACAUUCUGCCUAUUCAUGGGGGGCAUGAUGAAUCUGGUAAACACAAAAUUACCGAGAUGGUGCUUGUAAAAGGGCAAAAGCAUUUCAGUGAUCAAAUGGAUCAUGCUAAUUGUAGUAUUCAAAGCAAUUUGGAAGCAAAUUCAAUGUGCAUAACUGGACCUCAUGAAAAAAGGAAUCUGAAAGGAAUUGAGUAUUCUCUGCUCUGCACAGAGAAUUCUUCUGACGCCACUCUAACACACAAAAGUGACCUUGAAGUUCAGAAGAGAACACUAAUUGAUCAGACCAGGGAGGCCGUUUCUGAAGAGCUUGUUCAAUAUCAGGUUACCGAAUGUGCUGCUCACGAGGCAAGGACUAAAUCUGCAAGUACAACAACUAACAAUUUGGAAUGUAAUGCAUCCAGAAAGUCAAGUGUACCUGAUGUGUCAUUUCAGAAAUUGAAUUCCAUGACCGAUAUAACUUCUGAUCCUGCAUUAGGAAAGCCUCCAGUGGAUGGCAACGGCCCUGCAGAUUGUCAAACAUUUACUGCAAAGCCUUGUUUCCCAAAACAAAAUUCAUUUGUUAAGGACACACUUUCUCAAAUCUCUCUUGGUGUCUUCCUUCCUAAAUUGCCUAGUAGAAGAAAUCUAUGUAGAACUGUAAAUUCAAAUCAUCAGAAUGUAGUAAAACCGUCAGUAGAAAAUCUCUGUUCUGACUCACUUCUGAAUGCAAUGCCCAAAUCAGAAGAACUUGAACGUUCAAAUGUAUUUGAACCUAUUGGUAACUCUCAGGAACAGCCAGAUGGACAGAACAAAAUGCAAGUGACUGAUUGUGAUGACGUAGAAAGCAGAAUGUUGGAUCGGGUGAAUCCAUCUCUCUGUUUGAAGUCCAGUGAAGCACACACUCUCGCCAUCCAUGAACAGCAGUGUAGAGAAGCUUUGUCAGCUCCUGAACAAGGUAUCAAUGAGACAGGCCAGGUUCCUGUAUGUUCAAAAAUAAGUUCAACAGUGGAACAAAGUCCUUGCCAGAAACGGGCUUGGAGUGAAGAAGAAAAUGGAAAUGCAUGCAAUAAAAGAAAAAUGUUGAGAACAUUGGAACAAGAGGGCACUGAUUCUUCUAGAAAAGAGGUCAAAAUUACAGCUCUUGUGCAGGGGGAAGGAGUAGGGCAUGAAACGGUGGAAGAGAACUUGCUGAGUAUGACGACAAAGAGCCUGGAUAGUAACAGUUCCUUAGAUUCAACCAAAGGUGAUGGUACCUCUGCUCAUGCAAUCACUCCAAAAUGUAACUUGAAUGCAUCCCUAGUGAUCUUGGAGGAGUCUGAGUUGCAUCAGAAAUUGAUGGAUGGUGAGAUCACGGUCCGGGAAUUCUUCAAAUUCUUGAAAGUUCAAACACGUGCACAGAAAUCUCGCCAGAGUGAGCUGCAAGUCAAUCCUGAAUUGGACAGAUCCUCAGAACUGGAAAACUGGCUGGCUGUGAAGUUUAUUCACCGACCAAAACGGGAAGUUUAUGAAGAGGAUAGCUCUGCACUCUCUGCAGCCAUAAAUGACCUGAAGGAUCAGUUGUUAGACCUUGAUAAGCUCCUGUCGGAGGUGAACUUGCCACUUUUGAAAGAGGUGAUGCAAAUGACAAAAGAAGAGUUGCAACAGUUUCGUUCUUGCCUGAAUACCAAGAAAACCACUUUUGUGAAGAGGACUAAAGUGAUCUGCCAUGAACAAAAGGUUCAGCUGUAUUUGUCACAGUUGAAUGCAUUGAAGGCACAACGGCAGCAGAGGAAGGAAUAUGAAGAUUCCUUAGAUGAUGUACUACAUAAGAUGGAUGACUGCCUUGCAUCAUUAGAUCUUGGAAACUUGGAUCAUCUAGGAGAGUGUAGCAUGGAUGUCAUUGACAGUGACGAGAGUCUGGUGCAGCUGAAGCAAAUUGUGAAAGGCAAAUGCGAGGAUCUGAAGAAUCUUCAGGCAGAACACUGUAAGAUGGAAAGUCAACUUGCUAAAGUUAUUGAUGAAAAGUUGCUGUGGGAAAAGGCUGCCAAUAUGUUGGAAAUUAAUGAAGAAUUUCAAGAGCUUUUAGAAUGGACAGUGGUGCCUUGCCAAGAUGACCAAGCUCUUUACAGAUUCCUGUAUGACUCCUUGGAGCUGACUUUGCAGUAUGGGGAGCCUGAAUGUGCUGACCUUUCCCCUGGUGAGAAGUGCAGGAGAAUUAUUGACAUUAAACUUGUCUCCGAGUUGGAUGAGAAAGAAUCACCUGUGCAUUCGAAGCUUGUUCAUGAGCUAGUUAUGAUGUAUUGGAAGAAUCAAGAAAGUUUGCAUUGCAAACAUUCAAAUGAAUCUCAGCUCCCCAUGCUGUUACUUGAUCUCUCACUUGUGGUGAGUCGAUGUCGAUUACUUGGUGAUGAACUGGAAUAUUUGUUGAACUGGGGAUCAAAAUUUGAUAUCUUGAAAAUGGAGAUUCAGCACACAGAUGUGAAGUUCCUUAUCUCAAGCUAUGAAGCAUUGUCGAAGUUUGAAGUUACAUUUCAUAUUACGCCAGGUUAUCCAUGGCUUCCUUUGCAAUUCACAUUUAAUUCUUGGUUUGGAAACAUCAGUGGUAAACAUAUUAACGAAGUCCUGCUGACUGUAAAACCAGGACACAAGUACCUAAUCAGGAUCAUGAAGAGUCUUUUCAUGACAUUGCUCAUCAGACCAGGAGCUAACAGAUUACAGUUACAGCAUGCUUCUCCCUGACCAGGAAAAGAUGAUAAACAUUCACCAUUGUUCCCAAAUCAGAAACAACUUGUAAUUAUCAUUUCCAUUUGUACUAUUGGGCUUUUCGAUGAGCUUUGUAUUAUAAAGCAACCAAGGAUGACAUUGAAAGUUGCUGUGAGUUGAUAUCCAAUCCUUGCAAGUCAAGGAAUGAGGGAGAAUCUGGCAUCGAAUAUAACUCAGACUGAAGAAAUGAAAGUAUCCCCUUGGCGGUGAUGAGCCUGUGUAAAUUUGUAACAGACAGUUCCUGGUGACUGCCUACAAAACAAUCUGCCUACAAUGUUGGCUGUUCUAUUCUGAAAGUUUUAUAAGCAUUGUUUCAGUAAUAUUGAAACUGAGAUUCAUCUGGGCUGCAGAUUAAGGAUGGUUGUGGUAUUUUUCAUAACAAAUUUGACUUUGGUACACAGUACAGCAGGUGGGUUCCUCAUUGUAGUUCAGUGUAUAAUGAGACUUGGACUGUAGACUGAAUAACUUGAUGGGUGAUAUGUCCUCUAUUCCCCAGCAUGUUUCUUUUAGCUGAAGUAAUGCAAAAUAUACAGUAACUUUACAAGAGUGUAAAAUGUUUGUACGUCUUUAUUCUAAAAUUAAAUUUAUAUUUGCCAUUGAU